GAAGCAUCAUUUUCCUCCUUUGUAUAUUCUUGUGACACUUACCAGAAUGCGACCCAUAAGAGGUAUUCUUAUCAAUCGGGGUGCUCUCGCAAUGCCCCAAUAUAUCAAACCCCACCGCCUCACCCGAGCGCAUCAUAUGGUAGCCGCAAAUCGGACACCCUGUGGCGGCCAAUAUUCUACUGUUGCUCAACAUGGUAAUUUGGUCCAUCUUUUCGACGGCAAUACCGAGCUGAAGGUCGGAAAACGUCCUUUCAAAAAGAUCUUGAUUGCCAACCGAGGAGAGAUAGCAUGCGCGAUCAUUCGUACCGCUCGACGAUUGGGUAUCGCUACUGUUUCGGUAUACAGCGAAGCUGAUCGAAACUGUCAACACGUUGCUAUGGCUGACGAGGCAUACCUCAUCGGGCCUUCCCCAAGUUCGGAGAGCUAUCUCAAGAUGGAAAAAAUACUCCAUAUCGCAAAGCUCACCGGGGCAGAAGCAAUACACCCAGGAUACGGUUUUCUUUCAGAAUCUUCAGACUUUGCAGAGAAAGUGAGAGAUGCAGGUCUCAUUUUUAUCGGACCUUCAGCAGAAGCAAUCAAGAGCAUGGGCAGCAAACGUGAGAGUAAAGAGAUUAUGGUCGCGGCUGGUGUGCCAUGCGUACCGGGGUAUCAUGGGGCUGACCAAUCUUACGAUGCAUUGCUCAAAGGCUCUCAGCAGACAGGUUACCCCCUUAUUAUCAAACCGACACACGGCGGAGGAGGCAAAGGAAUGCGCAUCGUUCGAGAUCCUUUGACACUUCAAGAUGAACUCCUCUCUGCCCAACGUGAAGCACUGAAGAGUUUUGGAAAUGAUGAAGUCUUGCUGGAAAGGUGGUUGGAGAAACCAAGACACGUUGAAGUACAAGUAUUCGGAGACCAAUUUGGGAACUGCGUCGCGCUUUGGGAGAGAGACUGUUCAGUACAGAGAAGACACCAAAAAAUCAUUGAAGAAGCACCAGCCCCAGGAUUAUCACCUGCGUUGAAACGGGACUUCGCAGAAAAGGCAGUAGCAGCAGCCAAAGCAAUCAAUUAUGUUGGGGCUGGGACAGUUGAAUUUAUCAUGGAUGCCGAGACGGGCGAGCACUUCUUCAUGGAGAUGAAUACCCGUUUACAGGUAGAACACCCUGUCACAGAAAUGAUUACGGGUAUGGAUCUUAUAGAAUGGCAGCUUUCUAUCGCGGCCGGUAAUCCUAUUCCAUACACCCAGGACAAGAUCCCCUGCAUCGGUCAUGCGUUUGAAGCGCGAAUCUACGCUGAAAAGCCCGAAUACAAUUUUUUGCCAGACACUGGCAAGCUGUUCCAUGUGCGUUCGCCAAUUAAUACGCCACACCGGCUGGAGACAGGUUUCCAAGAAGGCGAUGAAAUCAGCUCCCAUUAUGACCCAAUGAUUGCCAAACUUGUGGUUCAUGGUAAAGAUCGGCCUCAGGCUCUGUCGCUUUUACGAUCGGCAUUGGCGGAAUAUCAAAUUGUUGGGCCCUCCACCAACAUCGAGUUUCUCAAGUCAGUCGCCGAACACGAUGACUUUGCAGCUGGGUCAGUCGAAACGAGUUUCAUACCAUCACAUCACGACGAGUUAUUCCCACCACGAGUUGUCCCCCAGGACAUCUUGGCACAAGCGGCGGUUUUUUUGGUUCUCCGAGCGGAAUCAGGCCAGAAAAGUUUGGCACCUGCUGGGCCAUGGGCAUCCUUGGUGCACAGACGAUUCAGUGACAUCUGUACAUUCUCAUUUCGACUCGAUUCGGAACAAGUCACCGUCAACCCGGUCGAAUCUGGAUAUCAUGUUGCAAUUGCAGGUCAAGACUUGUACAGUCAGUUGAUUCAAAGCUGCGUUACCUCUUCCACCGAGUUCAGUGCUCAAAUAGGGCCCAAAAAGAUACAAAGUACCAUUAUCCCUAUCUUCGUAAAUGGUCUUGAAAAAUUGCAUAUCUUUUCGUCAUCAUCGCACUAUGUAAUCACGCACCAUCCAUCGCCUCUCGAGGGCAUAGAAGGCCCGCAAUCUUCGUCUUCCAGCGGUACGGGGACCCUCGUCUCGCCCAUGCCUGCAACUGUCAUCGAAGUGAAGGUCAAAAAGGGGGAUAAAGUGAAGGAGAAUCAAGUGUUGUGUGUGUUGGAAAGUAUGAAGAUGGAGAUCAAUUUGAGAGCUGAAAGGGAUGGGGUAGUGGGCGAAGUGAGGGCCGAAAAGGGUAAAGGUGUUGAAGAGGGAGAAAUUUUGGUACUGUUGGAACCAUGACGGUCUAAGGACAACGGGUUGUCAGCCAAUGUUUUCGUCUCGUGUGCAUAAUUAUCGAAAUAUGAAUAGGAA
Messenger RNA from Cryptococcus deneoformans JEC21, 2320 nucleotides. Its product is annotated as methylcrotonoyl-Coenzyme A carboxylase 1, putative. The transcript is spliced from 15 exons. Lineage: Eukaryota; Fungi; Basidiomycota; Tremellomycetes; Tremellales; Cryptococcaceae. Gene Ontology annotation, cellular component: mitochondrion. The record is from RefSeq and is a predicted model, not a curated record. Bases 47 to 2248 code for a protein of 733 amino acids. Gene Ontology annotation, molecular function: ATP binding; metal ion binding; methylcrotonoyl-CoA carboxylase activity.